UUCUGCCCCUUUAAGAAUGCGAUGCUUUAGAGCGUAUAUGAUUCUGAAUCAUUCACCAGGAAGAGAGACGAUGCACAGCACGAGAUUCAUGUAGCUAAUAAGACUUUAAACUACCUAAUAACAACAAAUUUCUUGACAUUUUUGAUUCUUUCCUGAUCCCAGCGUGUUUGACCACAUACACACAUAUGUACAGAAACAAAACAAGCCUACAACGAUGUAUAACAAAGAGACUUCAAUACAAAGUCUGUAAAUUGUGAGUUCUGCACAAAGGAAUUAAAAGGAAAGAAACAACAACUAUUCUAAUGUUAUCUUUGUCGGUAACAUUAAGUCAAACACGGGAUAAAGUAAAGAAGAUGAUCUACAGUUAAAGAAAAAUAGUAACAACAUGGAUGAAGACUCAGUGCUAAGUGCAAUGCCUGAAGAUCAUAAACAAAAUCUCAAGCGUCAACGAGGAGGCGCAAAAGCUGCGGUAACACGCUUGAUGACUCAGAUAACAACAGCCAUGAACUGUAACCAGCCUAAAGAAGUAGAAAUGAAGCUGGCUGCACUAGAUGAAGCAGUAGUUCGAUUUAGUGAAGUUCAUGACAUGUACCAUAAAACAUUAGAGGAUGAUGAUGACUUGGAUGCUUCUAAAGGCUAUUUGACAUCAGUCCUGCGUGAUGUUCAAGACUUUCAGCACACAGCUUUGAGCUGGCUUGACGAAUUUAAACCAUCAGUUGAGGAUUUGAAUGUAGAUGUGCCUAAUUUCCAAGAGGAAAUAUCAAUGCUUUCAGUGAAUCAGUUGACUACUCAACUUCAAGACUUAAACGAAUUAAGACAGAGAGAAAAGGAGGAGUUCUCCAGGCUCAUUUCUCAACAGGAAGAGCACCUGCGAGCAGAGUUUAAGUUGCAGCUUCAGCAUGCUCAGUGUGAAAUGGACGAAAUGAAAGAUCUACUGAAACUGAAGGAUGCAGAGGUGGAAGAAAGUCGUCGAAAGGUUGAGUUAGAGUUGAUGAGCAAAGAUACUUCAACUCCUGUCUCAGGUAACCCAUCUCUUAAUUUUCGUUCAUCACUUUCAACAGUGAAUGAGACUUCAUUGUGUCAACUGUUAGAAUUGUCAAAGCAACAGUAUCAAUCGAAUAUAGACUCUAUGCACCUACCACCUGUGGACAUCAUCAAGUUUGACGGAGAACCCUUGAAAUAUUGGCAGUUUAUGAGACUGUUCUCCUCAGUGAUAGAUAAAGAAACUGUGCCAGAUCAAGAGAAACUCACUCGAUUGCAUCAGUACACAGUCGGCCAAGCCAGAGAUGCCAUUUCACAUUGUUUGUACAAUCCCAAUUCUAGUCAGGGUUAUGCAGAAGCUAUGGCCAUCUUAAAGCGGCGCUUUGGUAAUCCAUAUGCAAUAUCCCAGGCAUGGGUUGAUAAGGUGCUCAAUUACAAGGAUAUCAAGGACAACAAACAGUUGCAAAGUUUCGCAGACAUUUUGUGUAGCUGUCGAGACACUUUAAAGGCGAUGAAGUGUGAGGAUGAGUUAAAUGGUGGACGCACUUUGCUACAGAUCGUGGAGAAACUUCCCGAAGACAUAAAGAAAAGGUGGCUUACUGUUAAUUAUGAGAUAGUCAAGUCUGGUCGUUUGCCAAAGUUGGAUGACGUAGUCAGUCUUGUUGAAUCAGAAGCUGCUAAGCGAGCAGAUCCUAUCUUUGGGAAUCUUCUUAGUUCGAUCAGUCGAAACUCUCCAGCGAGUUCCAAGUUAAGUACAAAGUCGAGUCUCGAUAAGAAAAGGCAGACCUUUGCAACAGAGUCAACGGCUAAAGAAUCGACAACAUCAUCUGCAUCAAAGCCAGCAUUUAGAUUUAAAUGCCCAAAGUGCGCUGAGGGACACUUUCUAAAUCAGUGUCAAGCUUUCAGGGCUCUGUCUGUCCCAGAGCGUUUGAUCUUCGUUCAACGAAAGCAACUCUGCCUGAACUGUUUUAUGAGAGGACAUCGCAGUGCUGUCUGUACUCGCAGCUGGGUAUGCAAGGUGCCUGGAUGUGGCAAAAAACAUAACAGUUGGUUACAUUCUGCUAUUGUAACUUCCAACAACAACAGCAAUCAGUCUACUAGCAGAGCUACUGAUGAAGAGCCAGUUACAGACUCGCCACAAGCUAUUCAAGCUCAUGCUACCAGAAGGUGCAAUGAAACCAGUCAAAGAAAGAUUGCACUACCCAUCUUACCAGUAGUUGUUUCAGACAGACACAAUCGAUUCUCCAUGAAUGUCUUCGCUCUGCUUGAUAACGGUUCCAACGGGACAUUUGCUUCUAAGAAACUAGUUCAUGCACUUAAGUUGGAGUCACGUAAAGUGAAUAUCAAGCUGAACACCAUGGAGACCAAAAAUCUCAAUGUAGUCACUUUAGCAGUGGAUUUGCGAGUUGAGGAUGCUCAACGGAAGAAUUCAUAUCUCAUGAAGGGAGUGCUCUGUAGAGAUCAUCUAAACAUAAGUUUGGAUAACCUGGUCACACAGCAAGAGGUAUUCCAGUGGCCACACCUGCAAGAAGUUGCGGAUGAAAUCAGCUUAGCAGACGUGGAUCUAGCUGAUGAGGUUCAUUUGUUGAUUGGUCUAGAUCAACCCGACAUACUUGCUCCGAGAGACACACGUUGUGGUGAACCCGGCGAACCCUAUGCAAUUCUUACUGGCCUUGGGUGGACACUCCAUGGACCAGUAGGCGAUGGUUCUACAGCUGUUUCAGCUAAUUUCAUUCAGGCUGAUCAUUCUCUACAACAAGCAGUUGAAAGAUUUUGGAAAUUGGAUGAUCCGAUGCAUGUGAAUGACGAUCUGUUGUCUAAAGUCGACCAGCAAGUUCUGGAUCUAUGGAAUAAGCAAGCAGUCAAAAAGGAUGGUCACUACACAUUGCCAAUUCCAUUCAAGGAACAUCCACCACAAAUACCCAGUAAUUACACAAUGGCAGAACAUCGAUUAGACCUUCUAGGAAAAAGAUUAAAGAAAGACCCGACUUUGCUACAGAAGUAUACAGAAGGUAUCAGAGACUCUUUGCAGAAAGGAUAUGCAGAAGAGGUUGUUGACAUUAAUCGAGAAGAUGGUCGCGUGUGGUACCUGCCACAUCAUCCAGUGCUACAUCCACGUAAGCCUGAGAAGGUUCGUAUUGUCUUUGAUUGUGCAGCACGGUACCAAGGUACCUCGUUGAAUGAUCACAUUCACCAAGGCCCAGAUCUUACCAAUAAGCUACUAGGAGUUCUUCUUAAGUUUAGGCAAGAACCUAUUGCUCUGAAUGCGGACAUCGAGAGUAUGUUUUAUCAAGUCCGAGUGCCAUCAGAUGAAAGAGACAUGCUGCGCUUCCUGUGGUGGGAAGAUGACGAUCCUGACAAACCACCCAAGCAUUAUCGCAUGACAGCUCACCUUUUUGGAGGUGUCUGGAGUCCAAGUGCUGCCAAUUUCGCUCUGCAACGAGUUGCUGAGGACAACCAAGGAAACUUCUCAGAUGACACUGUGAAAACAGUAAAGCAGAAUUUCUACGUAGACGACUGUCUCAAAUCAGUAUCAAAUGAGAAGGUUGCCAUCAAACUUGCUUCUGAGCUUCGAGAUCUGCUCUGCAGAGGAGGCUUUAGAUUAACCAAAUGGUUGAGCAAUUCAAAAGAAGUGAUGAGAUCAAUACCAGUGGAAGACUGGGCGAAGUCACUACGUGAGGUUAAUCUUGACCAAGAGGAUUUACCAUUCGAAUCAACGUUAGGAGUCCUCUGGGAUGUGGAAAGAGAUUGUUUCACAUUCGAAGUCAAGUCGAUAGACAAACCAGCAACAAAGAGAGGAGUGUUGAGCACUACCAGUUCCAUCUAUGAUCCUUUAGGAUUCGCUAGUCCAUUCGUGCUUAAAGCAAAGAUAAUUUUUCAAGAGUUGUGCCGCUUGGAAGUUGACUGGGAUGAAGAAGUUCCAUCAGAAAUAGCAGCACAGUGGCGCAGAUGGCUAGAUGAUUUGCCUCUACUAUCUGCAUUGACAAUCCCAAGAUGUCUCAGACCAACAUCCAUUAGUCAGUUGUUGGAGACCCAAGUCCAUCACUUUUCUGAUGCCUCAGAGAUGGCAUACGGAGCAGUUUCGUACAUCAGAAUGGGAAACACCUGUAGGUUAGUGAUGUCGAAAGCCAGACUCGCACCUAUCAAGUCGGUUAGCAUACCGCGUCUUGAGUUACUAGCAGCAGUAGUAGCUACAGAGUUGGACCAACAAAUCAAGCGCAACUUGGAAAUUCCAAUUGACAAGACUUUCUUCUGGACAGAUAGUACCAUCGUUCUUCAGUACAUCAACAACAAGAGUUGUCGUUUCCAGACUUUCAUUGCUAAUCGAGUCUCAAAGAUACAUGAACGUUCAGAACCAUCUCAGUGGAGGUAUGUUGAUUCUGCUUCUAAUCCGGCGGAUGAAGUAUCUCGCGGAAUGACUAUGGGAGAGAUCUUGUCAAGUGAUCGAUGGAUUUCUGGCCCACAUUUUCUUCAGCUUGAAGAGGAGCACUGGCCUGUUCAACCUGUUUUAAAUAGCUUACCAGAGGGAGCAGAGAUCAAACGAACAAAAGAGGUCUAUGCGACUAACAUCAUCAGUGCAAGUGAAGUGUCGAAGAAUGCAGUAGACCGACUACUGGAGAAGUACUCUAGUUGGCAUCGCUUGAAAAGAGCUGCAGCUAUCCUGUUACGUGUAAAGGGAUUGUUAUGCAAGAAAUCGAGUACACGUCUUUCUGACCCCAUCACUGUCGAAGAGAUCCAACAAGCAGAAAUAGCUAUUUUCAAAUAUGUACAAGUCAAAUCUUUUGGAUCCACUCGAACCAAAUCCAAUUCUCUACUCAAGCUCAAACCCUUCGAGGAAGAAACUACCCAACUCCUUCGUGUAGGAGGCAGAUUAACAAAGGCUCCAAUUCCCUUUGAAGCUAAACAUCCAGUGAUCUUACCUAGUGAUCAUCAUAUUACCAAGCUGAUCAUUAGUCACUACCAUCUUAUCUUGGGUCAUGCAGGUCCAGAAAGAGUACUUGCGGAAAUUCGCCAACGUUACUGGAUUCUGAAAGGACGAGUUAUCAUUAAUCGAGCUCUUAAAUCAUGUCUGCAGUGUCGCAAGCUAAGAGCUAAACCCCAGGAUCAGCUAAUGGCAGACUUGCCUGAUUCUAGAGUGAUACCAGGAGAACCUCCAUUCACUCGUGUGGGCAUAGACUACUUUGGCCCAUUCUUGAUUAAGAAGGGACGUACUGAGUUAAAGAGGUAUGGAUGCUUGUUCACAUGUCUCACUACGAGAGCUAUCCAUCUAGAAGUAGCGCACACUCUCGACACAGAUUCCUUUAUCAACACUUUACAAAGAUUUAUCUCCAGGAGAGGCCCACCCUCUGAGAUAAGAUCAGAUAACGGGACUAAUUUCGUCGGAGGACUACGAGAGUUGCGGAAGGCCUUAAAUGACUGGAAUCAACGGAAGAUUUCAGAUUACUUACUACAAAACAACGUAAAUUGGAUCUUCAACCCACCUGCUGCUUCAUAUAUGGGAGGCGUUUGGGAGCGACAAAUUCGCACCGUUCGUUCUGUUUUGAACGCAGUCUUGUCGCAGCAGACACCAGAUGAUGAAGGAUUAGUGACAUUGUUUUGUUGUGUUGAGUCAAUUGUCAACGGCAGACCAAUCACUAAGCUCUCAGACGAUCCAUCAGACCCUCUACCACUUACACCAAACCAUUUGUUGUUGCUUCGUUCUGGACCAUCUCUACCUCCAGGAGCUUUCGUGAAGCAAGAUCUGUACCGACGCAGAUGGCGUCAGGUCCAAUACUUGGCGGAUGACUUCUGGUCACGAUGGCUCAAAGAGUAUCUACCUGCCUUGCAACAACGACAGAAAUGGUUACAUCUAAAACGGAAUCUUCAAGUAGGAGAUCUUGUGCUUGUUACGCAUGAGAAUACACCAAGAAAUCACUGGCCGUUAGGGCUGAUUACUCAAGUUUAUCCAGGAGCAGAUGGGCUUGUGCGUACUGUAGAAGUGAAAAUGCAAGCAGGAGUUUUCAACCGCCCUGUAAAUAAAAUCUGCCUACUGGAAGCCAAUCUGAUUAACAAAGACAGUUAA
Molecule: messenger RNA, 6043 nt
Organism: Labeo rohita (rohu)
Lineage: Eukaryota; Metazoa; Chordata; Actinopteri; Cypriniformes; Cyprinidae
Exons: 2
Coding region: 386-6043 (1885 amino acids)
Biological process (GO): DNA integration
Molecular function (GO): nucleic acid binding
Source: RefSeq, a predicted model, not a curated record